CAGGAGUGUGCGGUGUCCGCUAGAUGGCGCCAAGUAGACAGGAUCUAUUUCACCGUGGCCCAAAGGCUGCUGGGAAAUCUAAUCAACCCGGAAGUAUCCAUCACAUCACAACAUGGAGGAGAACAUAAGCACUGUGAUGUCCUGGUUCUCCAGCCCUGUGUACAGCCGCUACUGGCAGCACUACCAGCAGGCGAUGGCCUGGCACCAGAGGCACCAGAGGGCCUACAGGAAGGCCCUGGAGGCCGCUUACGGCCACACUCACAGCCAGAAGCACCAUUCCAACAGCCAGCGGUACGCAGACUGGAAUGCGGGACAGGAAGACGGAGAGGACGGGGAUGAGGAGAGCAGCUCGGACAGCGAGAUCGAGUGUGACGUCAGCAACAUGGAGAUCAGCGAGGAGCUGCGGCAGUACUUCGCCCAGACGGAGAAACACAAAGAGGAGCUGAAGAAGCAGCAGCAGAUCGAGGCAGAAGAGCAUGACAGCUACGUGCCUGCAGACCAGGACCUGCGCAGCAGCUCCUGGAGAAGCAGCAUGGCCCCUCCUGCAGAGCGACCCGGCGAGAGACGAGGGUCCGAGAUGAAGAAGCUCUACGGGAAGGACGCCGCCAAGAUCCAGGCCAUGGAGGCGGCCAUACAGCUCAACUUCGACAGACACUGUGACCUCAAACAGCCCAAGUACUGGCCCGUUAUCCCGCUGAAACUGUGACGCCUGUUCUGCAGGAAAUCCCUCCUCUGAUCUGGCUGUGAGACGCCACUGGAUUGAAGCUGCUGAUGUGGAAGUAAUAGUGUGGGUGAGCUGAGGGGUGCAAGUUAUUUUAAGCACAAAAAAAGUAGCAGGAAUUAUCUUCUGCUCAGCCAGACCCAAAUGUCACCGACCCCUCAGCUGUUGCUCCAAAUGAAAAUGUUUUUUAUGCUCGUAUAAUUUUGGAUGUUUGCGGCAUCCAAGUUAUUUUACACUCGGGGUAAAACACGAAACACUACCGACUAUCCAAGAGUAUAAAACAAACAUUAUUUUUCCAACCCCCUUUUCCUCUCCUCAAAUUUAGGAGCGAUCCCGCAUGACCGCAUCUGAUAUUCUUCUUUCCUCAAAGACAGAUUUGUUGAUGUUGCUUGAUGUUCAUCGCUUUCAAAGACAUUGGCGUGGUUUCCAGGAGGGGUUCUCGCUAUUCUGUUUUAUCUUGUGCUUCCACCACCCGGCACCCUUUUCCUUUUAAACUGAAGGAUUUUAAUAUCAAAUCUGUUUAUAAUAAAGUGUUUUCUGUUUGG
Eleginops maclovinus (Patagonian blennie) is the source of this 1266-nucleotide messenger RNA. RefSeq names its product gem (nuclear organelle) associated protein 8 (gene gemin8). NCBI's taxonomy places the organism in Eukaryota, Metazoa, Chordata, Actinopteri, Perciformes, Eleginopidae. The record is from RefSeq and is a predicted model, not a curated record. Bases 113 to 706 code for a protein of 197 amino acids. The transcript is spliced from 3 exons. Gene Ontology annotation, biological process: spliceosomal snRNP assembly. Gene Ontology annotation, cellular component: SMN complex.